Molecule: messenger RNA, 1436 nt
Organism: Danio aesculapii
Lineage: Eukaryota; Metazoa; Chordata; Actinopteri; Cypriniformes; Danionidae
Exons: 6
Coding region: 69-1340 (423 amino acids)
Source: RefSeq, a predicted model, not a curated record
GAUCUCUGUUGAAAUUGUGAAGAAAUACAGUUUUUUAGGUUUCAUUGGAGAGAUACAGUAGACUUAUCAUGCCUUGGACAAAGGGUGUUUUACUUCUCAUGAUGGCUGUGAUGUCAUUUAGUUCUUCAAUGGCUGGUCCAGAGGCCUUUUCUGAAACUGGUGCUAAUGGAGCAGUCUCUGGAGACACAAUCCAUUUUGGCAAACUUUUAAUUGGUGGUCAAAGUGCAGUACUUGAUAAGAAAGAUGCAUCCAGACUUACUUCAACAGAUCAAUCAAAUGAAGAAGACCGGUUCCGACUGGCAAGAGCUAAACUGCAACGACUGGGUCCUUCUCUACAGUGUGGAAAUGAUUCGAUGACCUUAAAUAUUAAAGGACACAGAACACCACACUUUCUGGUUGAGAGAGGAGAGGGGUCACCAGUGUCUUUAUCUGAGAUGCCAGCCAGCUGUGGGUUCUCACUGAAGCGGGCACGCAGGGAUGUCUCUCUUGUUGCUCCAUACACUGGAUGUAACGUCAGACAACAGGGUGGUAGUUAUGUGCUGCCACUAAUUAUAAUGGGGGCUCCAGUGCAAAUGUCCUGUCCUGUGAGUCCUAGCCUUCCUGUGGUGUCCUGCACCUCCUCUGGGAUGAUCAUCUCAUUUGGUGUCAGAGCAGAUGAUGUUCUUGUUAAAGUUUCUGGAUCAUGGGUGCCGCUCCCUCUGACAUCCUCCAUGUGCUCAUUUACUCUGGAUACUGUUGGUGGCUCAAUGGUGUUGACUGCACCAUUUACAGGAAGCUGUUGGGAUAGUCAGGACACCGACUGGAACUUGCCUUUUCUGUUGGGAGACCGAGAAGUGGUUCUUUCCUGCCCGAAGACAACGGACUCCACACCAACCGUUCCUCCCACACAAUAUCCACUAGGGUAUCCAUAUUUCCAGUUUGGAUACCCCUGGUGGUACCCUAACUGGAACCAGGCUCCUGCUGCACCACCUACAACUCCUGCUCCAGUUCAAGCCCCUGUUUAUAAUCCAUUUCCAAUGUAUUACCCCUAUUACUAUGGAGGUUUCCCUCCACGACGAAGGCACCAUCAUCGACACUGGUACCCUCAGUCUCAAGAGUCCUGGUACCCUCAGUCUCAAGAGUCCUGGUACCCAAUGCUGCCUCCUUAUGAACUCCCACAAUUCCAACCACCUCCGCCGCCCACCACAGCUGCCCCCGUGUUUCAACCCUAUCCGCGUUUUCCAAUGCCAUUUAACCCUGGUUUUAAAAACCCCUUCUGGCCUCCGGUACCUCAGUCUGUCUCUAAUUCUCAAAUUCCUGUUUCUCCUUUGUCCAUCUGGUCUCGUAAACAAAAGAGAUGAAUGUAGAGGUGCUCUAAUGCUGCAGGAAUUGAACUGUUGUAACUCAUGCAAGCCUAAUAAAGCCUCUUGAGACCAAAUUUGUUUCCUGGCUUUCCU